Molecule: messenger RNA, 3169 nt
Organism: Fomitopsis serialis
Lineage: Eukaryota; Fungi; Basidiomycota; Agaricomycetes; Polyporales; Fomitopsidaceae
Product: replication factor RFC1 C terminal domain-containing protein
Exons: 21
Coding region: 63-3011 (982 amino acids)
Biological process (GO): DNA replication; DNA repair
Cellular component (GO): nucleus; DNA replication factor C complex
Molecular function (GO): ATP binding; DNA clamp loader activity; DNA binding
Source: RefSeq, a predicted model, not a curated record
CUCAUUCUCGACGCGAACCAUAUAUUCACGCUUCGGACUCUGCUAACCACAACUCACCACGAAUGGCGGGGACCAAGACGAAGCUUUCUGCUAAGCCGCAGGGGAAGGACAUCCGGGGAUUCUUUGCUGGUGGCGGCGCAGGUAGUAGCAAGUCGGCUGGUAGUUCCAUGUCAACUCAACGCUCAAAUGUUUCUCUGAGACAAAGUGGAUCUUUCAAAUUAGAAACCAUCGAGAUCAGUGACGAAGACGAUGUCAAGUCAAGCAGCAAGCCUUCCGUCCCACCGAAGACUAUAUCGAAACAAGCUAAGCCGAAAAUUGAACGUGCCAUGGACGAGGAUGUUACAUCUAGCCCCGCCCCUACUCUUAAGCGCAAGAAGACGGUCGUCGUAUCGAGCGACGAAGAGGAUGAAGGGGACACGAAAGCCUCUCCGCCAAGGAAGAAACAGGCCAUAGCCACAUCGUCCUCGGCCAAGGCCAAGGCGACUUCCAGUACUCCGGCAUCAAAACCUACGCCCAAGGCCAAGGAGCCCGCUGCGCGCCGGACAAGUACCGCCACCAAGAAGCGAAAGCAAGACGACGACUUCAUUGCAUCCACCUCCGAGGAGGAAGAUGACGACUACCAGGACAAUGAAGCUGAUGAGUUGCCGAAGAAAGGGCAGGCGAAGGGCAAGCCUGUCCCCAAGAAGGCACCUCCCAAGAAGGCUGCUCCUGCGAAGAAGGCGACACCGGCCAAGGCAUCGACGAACACCAAAGCUAAAGCUGUAGCUAAGGAAGAACCGGUGGAGGUCGAUGAAGAGAAGCCGAAGCCUAAAUUCAACUGGGCGGCCGCGAGAGCGGCCAAAGCAGCAGGGCCUGUGGCUCCAGGAUCGAAGCCAAUACCGACCCCUGUGGCCCCGGACUGCCUUGCUGGCCUGUCGUUUGUGUUCACCGGCGAGCUGACCAGUCUAUCUCGUGAUGAGGCCAUCGAACUCGCGAAGCGCAACGGCGGUCGGGUAACGGGCCAGCCCUCGUCGAAGACUUCAUAUGUCAUUGUCGGGUCGGACGCAGGCCCCAGCAAACUUGCUGCGAUCAAGAAGAACAACUUAAAGACAAUCGACGAGGACGGCUUCCUUGAUCUGAUCGGGACUCGCGUGCCCGAUAUGCGCAAUCUGGACGACAAGACAAAGAAGAAACUCGAGAAGGAGAAAGAGGCGAUCCGAACUGCUGCAGCGGAGAUGGAGAAGCGGGAGAAGAAGGCGGCGAAAGCGAGCGUGGCCAGCGGGAGCACAGCCAAGAUCUCCGCGGAGGACAAACUCUGGACAGACCGGUAUGCUCCUCAGACAUUGAAGGAGAUAUGCGGAAACAAGGGCCAGGUCGAGAAGCUGCAGCGGUGGCUGCAUGACUGGCCAUCGAGUCUGAAGGCAAACUUCAAGAAGCCUGGAAAGGACGGCAUAAACGUCUACCGAGCAAUUAUGAUCACCGGCUCGCCGGGUAUCGGUAAGACCACGAGUGCGCAUUUGUGUGCUAAACUUGAGGGAUUUACUCCCAUUGAGUUGAAUGCAAGUGACGCUCGGAGUAAGAAGCUCGUAGAGAACAGCACAAAUAUCGCAAAUACAUCCCUUGACGGGUGGAUGGGAGGAGGACAGUUGACGAACGCUGCUGGUGUCACUAUCACCGACAAGUCCUGCCUUAUAAUGGACGAAGUAGAUGGUAUGUCCGCUGGGGACCGAGGAGGUGUAGGUGCUCUAGCUGCUUUGAUUAGGAAGACAAAGAUUCCAAUCAUAUGCAUCGCAAACGACCGAGGUGCUCCGAAACUCAAGCCUUUGACCAUGGUCGCCUUCAACUUGACCUUCAGAAAGCCAGAGGUUGCAUCCGUCCGCUCCAGGAUAUUGUCGAUCGCAUUCAAGGAGAAGAUGAAGAUACCGGCCAACGUUAUCGACCAGCUCAUUGAGGGCGCACAGUCCGACAUUCGACAGGUGUUGAACAUGCUAUCUACAUGGAGGUUGCAAAACAAUACGAUGGACUUCGAUGAGGGAAAGGCACUUGUCAAGAUGAAUGAGAAGUAUGCGAUCAUGACGCCGUUCAACAUUAUUCAGAAGAUGCUCGGGCCGUACAUGUUUUCCUCAACUUCAAGAGAAACUCUCAAUGAUAAGAUGGAGCUCUACUUCCAUGACCAUUCAUUCGUCCCGCUAUUCGUCCAGGAGAAUUACUUGAAGACUCACCCGGCAAGAGUGAAGAACCUGGACGGGCCAGAGAAGGUUCUAAAACACCUGGAACUCAUGGAUAAAGCUGCUGCGUCCAUAUCAGAUGGCGAUUUGGUUGACUCGUUGAUACAUGGACCCGAACAGCACUGGUCGCUGAUGCCAUUGCAUGCUGUCUGCUCGACAGUCCGCCCGGCAUCGUUCCUCUACGGUAUGGGCGCGACAUAUGGAGGGCCCAACGCUAUGUCGUUCCCACAGUGGCUCGGGCAGAACUCGAAACAAACCAAACUUACGCGACAACUCACUGAGGUCCAGGCGCGCAUGCGAUUGCACGUCUCUGGAGACAAGGCUGAGAUCCGGCAGUCUUACAUCCCUGCGAUGUUCCCUUACCUCGUGAAACCUCUUGCAGAACAGGGCGCGAGCGCAGUGGACGACAUCAUUGAGCGGAUGGAUGACUAUUUCAUCUCUCGGGAGGAUUGGGACACGAUCGUGGAGCUUGGUGUCGAUCAGAAUAAGGACAGUCUUGUGCUCAAGGAAAUAUCGACAGCUACCAAGACCUCUUUCACCAAGAAGUACAACUCGAGGGAUCAUCCAAUCCCCUUCCACAAGGCCGCAGACCUAGGCAAGGUGCCCAAGAAGCUUGCCGCAGCUGGACCCCUCCCUGAUCUGGAAGAGGCUUUAGAUGUGGAUGAUGACGGGGAGGGUGUUGCCGAGGAGGUCGAAGAGGCUUCCGACGAUGAUGUCUCAAAGGACAAACUCAUUAAGGCACCCAAGAAAGCGGCCGCUAAGUCGGCAACCACGGCAAAGGGGAAAGCUAAGGCCAAGAAGUGAUUGGAUAUGUAUCUGUCUCCAUCCAGUGUAUCGUAGUACUAUAAGCUUGUUUAGUGUCUUGCUUUUUGGUGUAAUGAUCGUGUUUGACUGCAACUUCCAUGGGUAUCGGUGCUCGAUAUAAGUUGGGUAUAUAGUGAAGAACCCGGUUUGUCAGUCGC